Molecule: messenger RNA, 691 nt
Organism: Umbelopsis ramanniana AG
Lineage: Eukaryota; Fungi; Mucoromycota; Umbelopsidomycetes; Umbelopsidales; Umbelopsidaceae
Exons: 3
Coding region: 198-569 (123 amino acids)
Biological process (GO): peptidyl-glutamine methylation; tRNA methylation; rRNA (guanine-N7)-methylation
Molecular function (GO): protein heterodimerization activity
Source: RefSeq, a predicted model, not a curated record
UAUAAACAAGAUGGAACUGUCUUUUUUCGGUGACUGAACACGAUCAUUUCCCGCUGUCAAAAUUGCGGAUAUGAAAUUGGUCCCCAUAUCUAAGCCACGACAAAUAAGCAGUCUUUUUUUUCCACUGCAUUUGAAGGAUAUACUAAAAAAAAAAAAGUCUCGACAUUCAGCUUGAGAAAUUACCAGCUUUGUCCAUCAUGCGUCUCAUAACCCACAACAUGCUCCAAUGCCACGUUAAGAACUGCAAUGACAACAACUUUCCUUUGCGUCUGGAGGAAGUCGAAGUUGAACUGGUUGAAGCUGAUUUUCAGCCCGAAUUCCUCCAAAAUAUUAUCGGCAAGUUGGAAUGGCCGGCGUUUGUAAAUACUGCCGUGCAGUUGGGCAAUACCAAUUUGCCUGCCACUAUACCAGAUAAUGCAAAGGACAAUGAAGAGUUUUUGAAGGUUCUCCACACAGCUCUUUUGGAGACUCACGUUCAGCAAGGCAAGAUGGUUUGUCCUAACUGCAGCCAUGUAUAUCCCAUCAAAGAUGGCAUUCCCAAUAUGCUAUUAGCCGAACACGAGAUUUAGAUCGAGAAGAAAACUGAAAACGAAAAAGCAACUUACACACCCGCCCGCGCACAUGCAUAUUGUCAUCAUCUCACUAGUUACCUUUUUUUUUUUAUGUUUUUCUCUUUUUUAACAUUAGACUA